AGUAGUUUGGUAGGACAAGAAGUGAUUAGAACAAAAAACCGAUCUUAGGUGGCAUCUCCGCAUCUCAAUCCAAGAUUCUCCGCUCCUAUACAUUGUCGACAUCACAUUUCUCUACUUCUCCAUUUCUUCACAUUUGUCAUUUUCCUUAAAUCCCCUAAUCCCUAAUCACCGCAUUUUCAUUCUCCACCGCAUUUCUCACUCUUCAAAAACCACGUACCUUUUCUUCUCCCUUCCAAUUCCAUAUAUCCUUCAAUUGAUUUCAAUUUCUUUAACAAUUGCUUAAUUCUGUGUUUGUUGAUUACUUGAUUUGAUUUGAUUGUGGAGUUGAAAGAUAAUGGGGAGUGACAAUUCAAUUGAUAAAGAUUCAAUUGGUUUAUUGGAGAACGAUCGAGAAGCCUGUUCUGGAAAAGAAGGGAAAGGGAAAAGGCUAUGGAAGAAGGUUAAGUACCAGCUUGUUGAGUAUCAUUCUUUGCCAGCUUUUCUUAGAGACAAUGAAUACAUUCUUGGUCAUUAUCGAUCUGAAUGGCCUAUGAAGCAGGUUUUGCUUAGCAUCUUCGCAAUCCACAACGAAACUCUCAACGUUUGGACGCAUUUGAUUGGGUUCUUCCUGUUCCUAGCAUUGACCAUAUACACUGCCAUGAAAGUUCCGAAGGUUGUAGAUCUUAAUUCGCUACAGCAUUUGCCCGACAUCCUCAAGAAUGCUGACCUACAUAAACUACAAUCAGAACUGUUGACAUGCCUACCUUCCAUGCCAGAUUUGCAAAGACUCAGGGAUGAAAUCUCAAGCUGGCAUAUUAAAGAACUUCUGUAUAAUUGUUUGCCUGUAAGAUUUUCCAGUAGCAAUCAUACUGAUGUUUGUGUUCUGCACAACGUAAAAGAGGACCUGGCGAACCUAAUAGCACCACUGGUGAUUAGACCAAUUACAAGGUGGCCUUUUUAUGCAUUUUUAGGGGGAGCCAUGUUUUGCUUGCUAGCUAGCAGUGUUUGCCAUCUCGUCUCUUGCCACUCUGAACGUGUAUCAUACAUUAUGCUCAGGCUUGACUAUGCCGGAAUUGCAGCUUUGAUAUCUACCUCUUUUUAUCCUCCAGUAUAUUACUCAUUUAUGUGUUAUCCAUUUUUCUGCAACCUUUACCUAGGCUUUAUUACUAUAUUGGGCAUUGCAACCAUCUUGGUUUCUCUCCUUCCAGUUUUCCAAACUCCAGAAUUUCGCACCACCCGAGCAUCCCUCUUUUUGGGAAUGGGUUUGUCUGGUGCUUUACCUAUUCUGCACAAGCUUUUUCUCUUCUGGGGUGAACCUGAGGUGUUUUACACAACUGGUUAUGAGAUUUUAAUGGGUUCUUUCUAUGGACUCGGGGCACUAGUUUAUGCCACCAGGAUUCCCGAACGAUGGAUGCCCGGGAAAUUUGACAUUGCCGGACACAGUCACCAAUUAUUUCAUAUAUUGGUCGUAGCCGGGGCAUACACUCACUAUCGUGCAGGGUUAGUUUAUCUCAGGUGGCGUGACAUUCGAGGUUGUUGAUCUAAUGAGCUGAGAUGAUUGUAUGUCGAAUACUCUCUGUUGUGAUUGUUUGAGUAGUAUGUGUGCAAAUCCACUCCUCUAAUUGAUGCAAUUUGUGAUUAUUGUAGAGGAGAUGUUUAUGUAACUAUAGCCUAUAGACAUCAUGUAUACACAUUUAGAAUAAUCAAUUUCCAUGCUUUUCA
Messenger RNA from Vicia villosa (hairy vetch), 1701 nucleotides. RefSeq names its product heptahelical transmembrane protein 4-like. Lineage: Eukaryota; Viridiplantae; Streptophyta; Magnoliopsida; Fabales; Fabaceae. Gene Ontology annotation, molecular function: signaling receptor activity. The record is from RefSeq and is a predicted model, not a curated record. Gene Ontology annotation, cellular component: membrane. Bases 335 to 1519 code for a protein of 394 amino acids. The transcript is spliced from 3 exons.